GAAAUAGAGAGAGGGAGACGGAAACCUAGCCAGAGAGAGAGAGAGAGUGAAAGUGAAUCAGCCAACACAGGAAAAGAGGGAGAGGGAGAGCAAGACGAAAGGAGGCGGAGGACAACAAAGGACUAAGGAGCGACAGGUGCACGCCUUUUUCAGGGCAAGGACAAAAGUGGUGGGAAAAAAGAGAGGGAGAGAAAGAGAGAGGGAGAGAAAGAAAAAGAGAGAGUGGAGAGAGGUGCAGAGUUAGUCAGCAAGUGGAAGAGGAGAGGAGUGGAGAGGAGAGAAGAGGAAAGGAAGUGGAGUAGAGCCGCCACUGUUGGGACUACCUCCAACCAAGCGGGACAGGUGGCUGGUGACCAGGUGACAGGGACAGCUGAGGGUGACACGUGCCCCGGGGACAGUCAUGCUUGGGAUUCCGCAGCAAGUGUGGCGACUGGCACUCCUGGUGACGACCCUGGCGGUGCUCUCCAGAGGGGCUCCCCAGGUAGACCUCAUCUGUCAUCCUGUCGUGCGCCAGCCUUGCAUGGAUAUGGACCAACUUCGGAACCUCGCACACGAUGUGGCGCAGAACCUCAGUACUGCACAUGAUCAGAGAAUCCUCAUACAACUGAAACAUUUCAAGAAAAUUACAAGAGUGCCAAAGUUACACAGUUGUGUGAUGACGCGAAUGGCAAACUUCUUCGAGCUGGCUCUGAAGAGAAUUCUGGGCUUGGACAUGGACAGCCACCGUGGUAGCCACAGCGGCCCCAUCGUCGACCUCAUAGGCCUCAUGCAGCACCUGGAGGGAUGCACCCGCAUGAAAGAGGAAAAGUGCAAAGGCUUGUUUGCGAACGCUGACAAGGGGACGUUGCAGGAGAACCCCAGAAAAAAUAUGCAGCCAAGAGACUGGGCCAUACGACAGCUACAGAACCUUACUCAGGCAGAGAAAAAUCUUGGUGAUCCCGCCACCUUUGACAAAGUCCUGGAUGAGCUGAAACUACUCCCCAGUUUUAUCAAAGGCCCUGGCAUCCGCAAAUAUGCAAGGCGGCAGGGAUCCGCAAAUAUGCAAGGCGGCAGGGAUCCGCAAAUAUGAAAGGCAGCAGGGAUGAGUGAAAGCAGUGCUUAAUUUGUCAAGUGGGAGGUCCCGGAGCGCAGAGGAUGGGUGGCUCCCCCCCUGAGGAGGGUCGUUCCCUGAGGUUCCAUCCAAGGUUCCGGAGCUCUUGUCUGAGGUUCCGGAGCUAGCUCCCCCUGCUCCCCCUCAAAUUAAGCACUGAGUGAAAGGGUUGUGGGGCUCUUCCAGAUCUACAGGUAGAACAAGAGCUAGAACUGAAUCAGCUUAUUUAGAACUUGAAUUGAUUGGAUGUCCUCCAGAAUAGAAUGUAUGGGUCUGUUCCAGAAAAAUAAUCAACAAUAGAAUGAAGUGCCAAUGAAUGGACCAGCCAAACAUUUUGGCUUACAACAUGGUCUAGCUAUGCCAACAUUUGCACUGGGGAAAAAACCCUUGAAGUUGUCAUCCUGCCCAGUCAAGUUUGUCAUGUAUACGUGU
Molecule: messenger RNA, 1522 nt
Organism: Engraulis encrasicolus (European anchovy)
Lineage: Eukaryota; Metazoa; Chordata; Actinopteri; Clupeiformes; Engraulidae
Exons: 6
Coding region: 401-1069 (222 amino acids)
Source: RefSeq, a predicted model, not a curated record